AUGGCGCAGGGACAAAAAAAGACGGCGAGUCGGUUGGUGAGUGAUAUCUGGGACAACACCGUCUCGGAGUGGACUAUGUGGAUGCGUGGCCUUCACGACGCUGAGUUCAACGUUUCUCUUGCCUUUGCCCUCUUCUGUGUACUUGUGGUGAUCAUCGGAAAUGUCGUUCUUCUCAUUGCCAUUAACUUCUGGCUAUCUAUAUUCCCGCAGGAGGAGAUGGCCACCAACUCCAGUCAGAUUGCCGUACAGGUCGUUGUCUGUACGUUCCUCGUUAUGUGUUUCUGCCUUGUUGGUGUGGUGUACGUGGUGAUCUACGGCGUGCGUCCGUUAUUGCGUGCGCUGGUCGCCACCAACCGUGUCCGUGGGCCCCUGUACCGCCUGCUGCUGCUGUUCGCCUCGGGCGCAACGAAUGGGCUGACAGGUGUGUUGGCAAUCUACUCUAUGUCACACACACCAGAGUUCCUGCAGGCGGUGUUGCUCAGCGUUAUUCCGUUCUGCGCGCAGCUCUGGACGUUCGCGCUCGUUCCAGAGGAACGCAAGCGUCGCUACGGUUCUCUCACGCUCAUCGCCUCGCUCCUGUGUUGUGUGGCGGGUGUGCUACUGUCGUCCAUGUCGUCUUUCCUCGACUCCUCAACGGGGCGGGCAGCGCCGUGGAACUGGGCGCUGGUGUACCUUGCCAGUGCUGUCGUGUUCGGGCUCUGGUGCGUUGUGCAGCGCCUCUACCUUGACGCGAUUAUGCUUCGGCACAGCGCGGCCCCGCCGGCAAGCUCACCGGACAUGGCGAGCAUAGAUCGGGUGAUUGCUCCGCCGGGCGAGAGGGAGGUCGAGCCCGUUUUUUCUGGUGCUGCUGCUGAUGAUGAUGAUGCUGCACCUGCGAAGGACGAUGCGAUGGAUGACUUGUACCGCGUGGGCACCAGCGACACGGCCGAAGCCUCACUGUCUGAUCCCUUGCUACUGGGCCAGCGCAAAUGGGGUAAGCAGAACAAGGACGACUUUGCCGCAAANGACACGGCCGAAGCCUCACUGUCUGAUCCCUUGCUACUGGGCCAGCGCAAAUGGGGUAAGCAGAACAAGGACGACUUUGCCGCAAAGACUGUGCUUCUUCUUGUUGGUGUUCUCUUUCAGACGCUCGUGUCCUUUGCGUUGCUCCCUGUUGACGCUAUUCCGUGGUUCGGUACGUCCAGCAACGUCUCAGAGGCCUGGCAUGGAUUCCGCGAUUCAUGUGACUUCAUCUUUGACUCAUGGGAAAAUGUGCGGUACGGCAUGCUGCACACGCUCGGCUUCUUCAUGAGCUUUAUUGGCUGUGCGUACCUGAACGAGCGGUCCCCCACACUGGCGUCUGUGGUGCUGCAGAUGGCGAGCCCCGUGACGGGCAUUGUUCUCAUAAUUGUGCCGAAGUGGGACGUGUAUGGCGCGCACGGCAACGUUGGCCACCAGGUCGGUGGCAUUGUCCUGCUGCUGCUCGCGGGUCUUUUCUACCAUGUCUGGGACACGGCGUCUCUGCAGGAAAUGCUGGAGAGGCAGGAGGUGCAGCAGCAGCAGCAGCAGUACCGCGAUGACGUUGGCGCUGGGCCGGAAGUCGGCGAGUCAUGCGGCACGGCGAUGCAGCCCGGCGCCCCACACGUCAGCGAGAGUUAA
Molecule: messenger RNA, 1638 nt
Organism: Trypanosoma grayi
Lineage: Eukaryota; Euglenozoa; Kinetoplastea; Trypanosomatida; Trypanosomatidae
Exons: 1
Coding region: 1-1638 (545 amino acids)
Source: RefSeq, a predicted model, not a curated record